Dictyostelium discoideum AX4 is the source of this 2067-nucleotide messenger RNA. NCBI's taxonomy places the organism in Eukaryota, Evosea, Eumycetozoa, Dictyosteliales, Dictyosteliaceae. The record is from the annotation of a RefSeq genome assembly.
AUGAUAAUUAGAUUUAAAAUAAAUGAAAUAGAAUGUGAAGUAAAUGAAGAAAAAGAAGAUAUAACAAUAUUACAAGCGUGUACGGCAAAUGGAAUAGAAAUCCCACGAUUUUGUUAUCAUGAAAAGUUAACAAUAGCAGGAAAUUGUCGAAUGUGUUUAGUAUAUGUUACAAAUGAAGAAAAAUUAUUAGCCGCUUGUGGAAUACCGUUAGAUGAGAAUUUUGACGAUGAAAGUAUAGAAACGGAAAUAGAUGAAAUAUUAAAAGCAAGAGAAGGAGUAAUGGAAUUUUUAUUAAUAAAUCAUCCAUUAGAUUGUCCAAUUUGUGAUCAAGGAGGAGAAUGUGAUUUACAAGAGCAAACACUAGCGUAUGGAUUAGAUACUGGAAGAUUUUAUAUAAAAAAAAGAGCAGUAGAAAUAAAAACAUUUGGACGAUUAAUAAAAGGAAUAAUGACGAGAUGUAUUCAUUGUACACGAUGUGUAAGAUUUUUAACAGAAAUAGCAGGUGUAAAUGAAUUAGGAGUUUUAGGUAGAGGUUAUAAUAUGGAAAUAGGAACUUAUAAAAAAAAUGUAAUGAUUGAAAGUGAAUUAUCCGGAAAUAUCAUUGAUUUAUGUCCUGUAGGAGCAUUAACAUCCGCAGUUUAUGCCUAUAAAGGACGACCUUGGGAAUUAAAAAAUAUAAAAGGAAUCGAUAUCUUUGAUACUUUAUUAACACCAAUCAAUUAUCAAGUAAAAGGAGGAGAAAUCUUUAGGAUAUUACCAAGAAUAAAUGAUAGAAUCAAUGAAGAAUGGAUUACAGAUAAAGUAAGAUUUCAUUAUGAAAGUUAUAAAAUUAUCGAAAAAAUAAGAAAGGAAACACCAAGUUAUAAAAUACAAGCAAAUAAAUUUAUAGAAUUAACUUGGAAAACCGCAUUAAAAAUGGUAUUUAAAGUGUUAUUAAAUAAAAAAAAUAAAGUAGAUUUAAUAAUAGGAUCAAAAAUAAAUAGUACAAAUUUAAGAAUAUAUAAAGAAUUAAUGAAUCGAUUAGGAAGUAAAAAUUAUAUCACAGAAAAUGGUUUAAUGUUUAAAAAAUUUAAUUAUGAUUUAAGAGAAAAUUAUAUUAAUAGUAAUGAUUUAUAUAAUGUUGAUAAAAAUGAUUUAGUAUUAUUAUGUGGAAUAAAUUUACGAGUGGAAAGUCCUUUACUAAAUAUAAAAUUAAGAAAUGUAAAUUUUGGUGAUGAUGAAAUAGAAUCUGUAAAAAAAAUAGGAAUUAUUGGAAAUAAAUUUGAUUGGAAACACGAAAGUGAAUAUAUAGGAGCAACCUUAAAUAGUAUGUUAAAAUUAUUUGAAGGACGAUUACCUUAUUGUCAACAAAUAAAAAAAAGCAAAGCGCCUUUAAUUAUAGUAGGACCAAGUUUAUUAACUAGAAUUUCAUUAACAUUACAAGAAAUGCGAGCGAUUUUCAUGAAAGCAUGUAAUUUAAAACCAGAAAAUAUAUUAAUAAUAACACAAGGAGCAAAUUUUGGAAUGGCAUUAGAAGAAGGACUAUUUAAAGAAAAGUUUAGUAUAGGAGGAAAUGUCUUAUAUAGUAUAGAUAGUAAUGAAGUACAAGUAACAAAUAAAAUAAAUUAUGUAAUUUAUCAAGGAAUUAUAAAUGAUAAAUUUGAAAAUAAAAUCGAUUUAUAUUUACCAAGUAAACAUUAUUUUGAAGAUUUUGAAGGAGAUAGAGAAGUUUAUAUGAAUACUUUUGGACAACGAAGUGAAAUUGAGAAAUUAAGCAUAAGUAAAGGAAAUAAAAUAAAAGAAAAUAGCAUGAUUGGAUAUAUCCAAUUAAUGUAUUUAAAUAAUAAAGAAAUGACAAGAAAAGAAAAAGAACAAAAAGAUAUAAAACUAAGUUAUAGAGAAAUGAAAAAAGAAGAAAAAAGAAAAAUAAAAGUAAAUAAAUAUCUAACGAUAAAUAAUAUUAUAGAAAAUUAUUAUAUGACAGAUAUAAAUAUAAGAUUAAGUAAAAAUUUAAUGAUAACCGGACAAUUAAGAAAAGAAAAAAAAAUAAUGGAAGCAGGAAUUUGGAAAAAUAGAAAAUGUAUAUAG